Zea mays is the source of this 1325-nucleotide messenger RNA. RefSeq names its product Constitutive photomorphogenesis protein 10. The transcript has a single exon. The record is from RefSeq and is marked predicted. The coding region runs from base 29 to 1084 and encodes 351 amino acids. NCBI's taxonomy places the organism in Eukaryota, Viridiplantae, Streptophyta, Magnoliopsida, Poales, Poaceae.
GGUGCUCUUACUCUUCAGACCAUAGACAAUGGCCACCGAACUAGAUGUGAGCAAGUCUCGCCGCUUCGACAUUGCCAUGUCGAGGCGAACUCGGCGAUCAACAAGCCUGGUAGCCUGCUUCCAAGAUCAGUAUACACCGUCCCUGGCACAUCAUCGCCACCAAGAGCUGAAGGCAUUUCUGCAACGCCAAGAUGAAGAGCUGAAGUCACUCCAGCAAUGCCAAGAGGAAGAGCUGAAGGCACUCCAGCAAUGUGAGGAUGCAGAGCAGAAGACACUGUGUUUGAAUGAGGAUGAGGAUCUGAAGAUUCCACAAGCACCACUGCAGUAUGAAGAUGGUGAACAAAAGACACCGGAGCAAUAUGAAGAUGAGCACAAGGAAUCACAGCAGUGUUCAGACGAAGAGCAGGAGAUACCAGAUACAUAUCAAGAUGAUGAGAAGAAACCAGACCAGGACCAGUAUCUAAAUGAAGACAAGAUGCCAGAGCAGUAUCGAGCUAAAGAUGAGUUACCAUCACAAUACCAAAACCAGGAGCUUAUGACACCAAACCUACCUGAGAAGGAGACUGCAUCAGAGCGAUUCCAAGAAGCGGAGCAGCUGGUGACACCAAACCUACCUGAAGAAGAUGAGGAGACUGCACCAAAGCAAUUCCAAGACGAGGAGCAGAAGGGACUUCAACAACACCAAGAGCCGGAUGAGCAGGCAUCGCAACCUGAAGAGCAGAAGUCUCAGCAGGAAUGCCAUCAGAAGGCACCGGAGCAAUUCCAAACCUUGAAGAAGCUAGGCGCGCCACCACGUCUUGCUGACAACGUGCCCCGGUUCUCCCUUCAGGAGCUUAUACAACAGAAGCAGCUUCCGACUGGCGAUGCGAUGCUUGCCAGCAAGCAAGGCAGCCGUGGAGAGAGUGUCCUCGCUGAUCACAGUGUUUCAGGACCAGGAGCAGCAGCAGGCGGCACGACACUGGCCAUGGUGAUAAAGCGACCCGAGGGAGGGAAGAAGUCGAUGGGGGUGAUACGCCGGUGCGUGAAGGCCCUGAACGGGAUGAUCAAGGCCAAGCACGGUUCCAAGAAGAACUUGCAUUUCUAGCUUUCAACAGAAUCCAGGAGACCAGGAGUACAUACAUACAUACAUACAUAAGCACUGAUGAGUAAGUGUGGUCCAGAGUUUCUUAGUAGACCGCACAUCUCUGAAUAAUGCAUUCGCAGUUGCGCAGAACCAAAAUUUUGAGCAUGAUGCAGGGUGUGCAAGAUCUGGCGAGAAACUCCAGGGCUUUUUACGCCCUGGUCUACACUGUCUACCUAUAGCAAUAAACUGUGGUAGUUUUAUU